GGACUCGUUUAUUCCGGCUGGCGAUUCCGUGGCGUUCGGGUUAAACCUCCUCUGAUUUUUGCGAAGAGGGACGACAAUUUUCCGUUCAAAGUUCAGUGGACAUUUUCUGCCAAUUGACGAGCAGGUCAUUUCGGGUCGAGAGUGUUUGAUAGUGAUAUAAGGCGGAUUAAAUAUAAUUCGGAAAUUGGUGGAACCACCCACAUACGCGGUUAGAAUCGAGAGGAAAGUGAAAGUGUCUCCAUCGAUUCCUUAAGAACGAUUCUAAGGGCGAAAAGUUUGUGAAUUGUGACGAUUUUUAGUGUGAUAUACCUGGAUCGAGAGAAAAGAACAUUCAAACGGACUUGGGACUUUUAAGUGAUAUAGCUCCCUAACUCAACACCUGCAACAGUGGAUAAUUGUAACCGAUUCCAAAAAGCCGAACGUCUAUAAAACUUUCCUCGUUAACGAAGCCCCCGCUGCGCUCUGCCAUUUUCAACGAUGGCACCGAACGUCCUUGGGAAUACACUGCUCCUGGCAGAGGCGUGCAUACAACCGGAAGACCCCAACAACAACCAGAUCAAAGCAAACAAAUCGAUUUUGAAUGUGCGAACCACGACAGAGCCAACUACGAUAGUGACAGCGAAGGCACGUGUACAGGUGGACGAACUCCAGAAGACUGAUUCCAGCAGCAGCAGCAGUAGUAGUAGUACCAGCAGCUCCUAUUUCCAGGCCGCUUUGGUGUGGCGUAACAUAAUCGCUUUCGUGUAUCUGCACGGUGGAUUCCUGUAUGGGCUCUAUCUGGCGUUUACCGUUGCCAAGGGUAGCACCAUCCUACUAGCAUUCAUCUUGGGGCUGUUCGGUGCGUUUGGCAUCACUGCUGGAGCACAUCGUCUGUGGUCACACCGUUCGUACAAGGCCAAAUGGCCGCUCCGGCUAAUAUUGAUGAUUUCGCAGACGCUUGCCUUCCAGAACAGCAUCUACGAGUGGGUGCGGGAUCACCGGGUCCAUCACAAGUUCACCGAUACGGAUGCCGAUCCGCACAACGCCAAGCGGGGAUUCUUCUUCUCGCACAUCGGCUGGCUGAUGAUGAAGAAGCACCCGGACGUGCGGCAGAAGGGCAAAACGGUGGACAUGGCCGACCUGGAGACCGAUCCCAUUGUGAUGUUCCAGAAAAAAUACUACGCCGUGUUGAUGCCAUUAUUCUGCUUCGUCAUUCCCACGUACUUGGCUUACUAUUUCCUGGAUGAAACCUUCUCCAACUCGUGGUACAUCGUGGCUAUCUUCCGCUACGUUCUGUCGCUCAACGGAACCUGGCUGGUGAACAGCGCAGCGCACAUCUGGGGAACCAAACCGUACGAUAGGAAAAUUUCCCCAACGAACAACACCUUCGUGGCGAUCGCAGCCGUUGGCGAGGGCUGGCACAACUACCACCACGUGUUCCCCUGGGACUACAAGACAUCUGAGCUGGGCAAGUACAGCACCAACUUCACGACGGCGGUGAUCGAUUUCUUCGCCAAGAUCGGCUGGGCGUACGAUCUGAAGUCGGUGUCGGACGAUAUGAUCAAGAAGCGAGUGCUGAGGACGGGAGACGGAACACACACAUACAGUGAGGAACACCUCCGCGAAAAGAUGGUCGAUUACAUCAACAAUCUGGAUCACGAUAACGAGAACGUCGUGUGGGGCUGGGACGAUCACGAUAUGGCCGAGGACGAUCGGAGGGACGCCACGGUUAGCAACAAGAAGGAUUAACUAUCGCUUUCUUCGUGGGGGAUCUUCAAAGGAAACGGCCAGGUGCGGUUUUCUCCGACUGCUGGAGGUUAUUAAGUAUACUACUGGGUCAAUGUUGAUGUACUUGCUUUGAUCGAUGAUGGAUUUCUCUUGUGUAGGCUAGCGGGGAGAGUCCUCCUGAUUCUUUCUGGGGGGACUUGCUAGUGCUUAGGACAACGAGGAAGCAACUGUAGCUCAAGUGAAUUGUUUAAUUUAUUCUUUAGUUCUUUUUCUUGCGUGAUGCAAGGACACCCUAGCACUAAGUGAAUAUCAUACGGAUACAGUAGUUGUAGUGUUUCGUACGAUCUAGGAUCAAUAAAUACAACUUCUUUUAACAAUA
This is a messenger RNA of Aedes aegypti (yellow fever mosquito), 2086 nucleotides long. RefSeq names its product acyl-CoA Delta(11) desaturase. The coding region runs from base 478 to 1728 and encodes 416 amino acids. The record is from RefSeq and is a predicted model, not a curated record. Gene Ontology annotation, biological process: unsaturated fatty acid biosynthetic process. The transcript has 6 exons. NCBI's taxonomy places the organism in Eukaryota, Metazoa, Arthropoda, Insecta, Diptera, Culicidae. Gene Ontology annotation, cellular component: endoplasmic reticulum membrane. Gene Ontology annotation, molecular function: iron ion binding; stearoyl-CoA 9-desaturase activity.